AUGGCAGAGGUUCAAAGUCAGCAUGCAAUGGAUGAAAAAGCCGUCAACGCCCUCGACGCAGGCAAUGCUGAGAAGGACGCCCUUCAUGAAGUUGGCAGCAUGGAACCAGAGAUCGAUCCGCACAAGGAGAAGAUCCUGCUGGCGAAGUUGGACCUCUUCUUCGUCCCCGUCAUUAUGCUAGUAUAUCUGUCUUGCUUCCUCGAUCGCUCGAAUAUCGGAAAUGUCAAAGUUGCUGGAAUGCCGGAAGACAUUGGUGCAUCAGACCAGCAAUUUUCCACUGCUGUGUCCAUCUUUUAUGCGACCUAUGUGACAUUUGAAACGCCUCUGGCAAUCCUUCUCAAGAAGUUAACUCCUCGUCUCCUAUUGACAAGCCUUUGCGUUAUUUGGUCCUUGACAACCAUAUUCUCGGGCUUCAUCCACAACGUUGGCGGGUUAUAUGCCAGUCGAUUAGUGCUUGGUGCUUGCGAAGCCGGUCUCUUCCCUAGCCUUACCUUGUAUCUUACAAUGGUGUACCGAAGGGAGGAGCAAGCCAAGAGAGUUGCAUAUCUCUUCAGCUGCACCGCACUCUCUGGAGCCUUUGGAGGAUUACUUGCCUAUGGCUUGCUUAAGAUGGAUGGCGUAGCCAAUUACGCUGGCUGGCGCUGGGUGUACAUCAUAGAAGGUAUCUUCAGCAUGGUGAUCGCAGUCGUUGUCUGGUUUGGACUACCAACCAAUCCAGCCGAGGCUUGGUUCCUGAGUGCUGAACAGAAAGAGAUGAUGAGAAUCCGUAACCGACAGAGAGCUCAAUACAUGGGCAGUGAAAAGCUUGACUGGCAGGAGGUUCGCAUUGCCUUUAGAGAUCCCAAGCUGUAUCUCAGCGGAGCCAUUCAAUUUUGCCAGGAUAUUCUCCUGUACGGGUUCAGCACGUUCUUACCCUCAAUACUGAAGGCAGCUGGGUAUGAUACUUUGCAGAGUAACUACCUGACAGUCCCGGUAUAUUUGUUUGGUGCGGCCGCCUUCAUUGUUGCGGCGAUUAUAUCAGACAGGCUCUGUCUGCGGUCUCCCUUUGUGCUUUUCGCAAAUGUUUUUGGUAUUGCCGGCUACAUCGUCCUCCUUACAGUAUCGACUGAUGGCGUUCGAUAUUUCGCAACAUUCCUGUGUGCUGUGGCUGUUUACAACGGUCCAGGAUUGAAUGUUACGUGGAUCAACGUCAACGUGGCGCCGCAUUAUAGAAGAGCCACCACGAUUGGAUUUCAACAAACAAUUGCCAACACGGCAGGAAUUGUCGCGGGUCAAAUAUACAGGAAGGCCCCAUACAAGCUGGGCCACAGUUUCUCUCUGGGGGCAUUGUGCGUGUCACAGGUCUUGAUUGUCGUCAAGAUGUUGUACAUCAAGUGGUGGAACAUCAGAAAGGAGAAAAUCGCAAGGGGGGAAAUUGAGGACACUCGCAAGUACAAGACAGGCGACAGAGAGCUUGACUUCAAGUAUCACUUGUAG
Messenger RNA from Exophiala spinifera, 1476 nucleotides. RefSeq lists its product as uncharacterized. Bases 1 to 1476 code for a protein of 491 amino acids. Gene Ontology annotation, biological process: transmembrane transport. The record is from RefSeq and is a predicted model, not a curated record. Gene Ontology annotation, cellular component: membrane. The transcript has 6 exons. Gene Ontology annotation, molecular function: transmembrane transporter activity. Lineage: Eukaryota; Fungi; Ascomycota; Eurotiomycetes; Chaetothyriales; Herpotrichiellaceae.